Perca fluviatilis (European perch) is the source of this 1968-nucleotide messenger RNA. RefSeq names its product prostaglandin E2 receptor EP4 subtype-like. Bases 224 to 1510 code for a protein of 428 amino acids. NCBI's taxonomy places the organism in Eukaryota, Metazoa, Chordata, Actinopteri, Perciformes, Percidae. The record is from RefSeq and is a predicted model, not a curated record. The transcript has 2 exons. Gene Ontology annotation, biological process: adenylate cyclase-activating G protein-coupled receptor signaling pathway; cellular response to prostaglandin E stimulus; negative regulation of inflammatory response. Gene Ontology annotation, cellular component: plasma membrane. Gene Ontology annotation, molecular function: prostaglandin E receptor activity.
UUCCUGACAGGCUGCCACAAUUACGCAGGGCUGUGAUGACGCCAACAUCGGCAAAUCCUACCUCAUCUGCGGAGAUUGAAGAAAAAACAAACAUAAACUCUGUUCCUGUUUGUCUAUCGCUCAGAGCAUCCCAUCACAUCCAUCCACCCCGUCAGGCUGCUGGCUGUCUCAGUAGGCUACGACCUCUGGUUAAUUGCAUCUGGAUUACUGGAAAGCAGAGGGGAUGAGACUACCAGAGAAAAGACCCCUGCUGAAUCCUUAUCUUCUGUUCCAGGGCGUUAAAACGGAAACGCACUCUCAAAUCCACAACAGACCAAAGGGAAUAUCGCUAACACACACCGGCCUAUGGGUGUAUUUGGCGAUGGAGAGCCCGAACUUGACGCACGGAUCUGUUUCCAUAAACGACACGCUGGUUCAGAAUUCACAAACGACCAGCGUCGAGACAGCAAUCGCUCUGCCCAUUUUUAUGUUUGCUGGAGGCGCCAUUGGGAAUUUGAUUGCAAUAAUCGUCCUUUCAGUGUCAAUACAGGAGAGGAAAUCUUCAGCUUUCUACACGCUGGUGUGCGGUCUGGCGGUGACGGACCUGCUGGGCACCUGCCUGGCCAGUCCGCUCACCAUAGCCAACUACCUGGACCCCAAUGUGCUGACGGACCACCAUGUCUGCGAGUUUCACUCUUUUUUGUUGCUGUUCUUCGGUUUAACAGGACUGAGCAUCAUAUGCGCCAUGGCAGCAGAGCGGUACCUGGCUAUAUGCUGCCCGUACACCUACCAGCGGUGGGGAGUGGACCGACGCUUUGCGCAAAAGUUCCUUUUCUUUAUUUGCAUCAGUCACAUCUUCUUCUGCUGCCUCCCGAUGAUGGGCAUGUCGGUGAGCAAGCUGCAGAAGUCCGGCACCUGGUGCUUCAUCGACUGGUGGACACAACACAACAACAAGCCUUUGGCCGCCGCUUACUCCGUCCUGUACGGCGCCGUCAGCCUGCUGCUCAUCCUGGGCACCAUCGUGCUGAACCUGGCGGUGUGCGGAGCUCUGCUGCUGAUGCGCCAGAGGACCGUGCAGCGGACCGUCACCAGAUCCAGCGUCCGAGAGAGGUGGAGGGCUCUGUCCUCGGCUGCAGAGACGCAGAUGAUCGCAGUGCUGGUGACGACCUCCGCGGUGGUUCUGGCCUGUUCAGCCCCGUUGGUGGUCCGUGUGUUUGCCAACCGUUUCAUGCUGAAAAAUGACCCCAAAGCUGACCUGGCUGCCAUCCGAAUAGCUUCUGUUAACCCCAUCCUCGACCCCUGGAUCUACAUCCUCCUCAGGAGGUCUCUGUUUCGGCGGUUACUAAAUCUAUCCAGGCAAGGUAGCAGCACUAGCAGAGGUUCAUCUCCUUCAACACAAAGGGAUUCGUUUUAUCCUGAUCUCAUGAGGGACAGCCACGUGUUCACCCAGCUGAUGUGCAACGCAAACAUUAUUACUCAGCUGCCUGCCACCGUCAAAUUCACUGUGUACAACACAGAGAGCCAGACUUAAAACAGACUGAAGAUGUGUUCGACGUCUAUGAAUGUUUGCUGCUCUCUCAGGCUGCAAGCAGCUCGAUGCAGGGACUUUGUCUCGGAGCUGAUGUCAUUGGCAUGAAAAGACUGUGACCUCUCUGUGGGCCCACAGCUGGACAGGACCCUCAGGGCUCCUGUUGGAUUAUUAAUGAAAUAAAAGUCGACAGCUGCCCUGCAUCUAUGUAGACGUCUCCUGCAUUGACAUGGGACAGAUGAGGAAAAACUAACUUUUAUGUUAUUACCGAAGUGUAACAAUAAGACAUGACCAAGCCUUUAUUUUGUGCCUUAUUCAGACCUCCUCCCUCAGAUACAGCAAUGUCCAUGGGGACAGUUCAUUUUGCAUGAGGAGAGACAUUUGAAAGACUGAUAUGAGAUUGAUGAAGCACUGACUAAAUGCUUCUGAUUCAUGUUUGUAUUAAAGAUCUUAUAGCUUGA